Anolis sagrei ordinatus is the source of this 3808-nucleotide messenger RNA. The record is from RefSeq and is a predicted model, not a curated record. NCBI's taxonomy places the organism in Eukaryota, Metazoa, Chordata, Lepidosauria, Squamata, Anolidae.
GCUGGCUGACGUGGCAGGGAGCAACUUCACUAAUGAUUCAUUCAGAGGCAGAGAUUUAUUUAUUUUUGAAAUGGGAUGCAAAAGCACCAGCAAAGGCUUUCAGUUAUUGAUAGGUGGUAAAACGGGAACAAAUCUGAUACUGAGUAAAAAUAAAUAAAGAAAGUCUACAACCAAAUCCAGAUGGAGCCUUGGGUGCCACCACCGAAACAACCCUGGCGACGUGGGAACCACUCAGCCUGGACUGAGGGCUAUAGGAGGAGCCCGUGGCCUCCCCCUUCUUAUUCCAGGAACAACACUGAGUGGAUGUAUCACCACGAACCCUGGGCAGGACCCCAACCAGAUGCCCAGGCAGAGCACCACCCACCCACAUAUCAUCCAGCAUUUAUGAGACCAAAUUCUUGGGCACCCUACUAUGAAAGUAGCUAUGCCAGCUGGUCACAUUCGAGGCAAGGUUACGACAAUCUGAAUCAUGGCUUGGUGGAAGAUUAUGCAUACAGAAGUGUCCAAAGAUAUCCCCCAACACAGCAUGAUGAAAGAGGUGUUUUGCGAGACCAAAGGCGGAGAGAGACCUGGGGUAAAGAUGGACAUUCCUGGAACCCGAGUUAUUCUGGAUAUUACCGUCAGGAAGAAGGCAGUAGCUUUGCAGGACAUAAUGAUUUCAUACUGACACGAUCUGAGCAGCGUGCUUCCUGUGAAGAAAGUUAUAGUUCAAAGAAAGAUGACUCCUAUGAGAUCAAUUACAAUUCUUCCUUGCAACGAGGGCAGAUUCAGAAUGAUUUCCAAGGAAACUUUAUGGAGAAUGCCAGGAGAGCAGCACAACAGCCUUCAUUUGCUGAGGAGCCAAGCCUCCUCCAGCAGUAUAAGGACUCAGGACUCAGCUCCAGUGCAUACGAACUUAGCCAGUACAUCAAUGAUUCCUCCAACCAUUAUGAAGCAUCCCUUUCCAAGGACUGGAGCCCAGUUCAUGAAGGAGACUCAGUAGCUGCUCUGCACUCCGUGGCCCCCCAGAAGUUUUCCCUCCCCCAUGUUCCUGUGUGCUUUGGAGCAGCGGGGCAGCUUGUCCAAGGAUGCCCUAAUGAUCCAGCAGAAGGGCAGCCUGCGCUUGUGGAAAUACACAGCCUGGAGGUCAUCCUACAUGACUCGGCUGAGCAAGAGGCAAUGAGAACCUUCCCAGGACCUCUGAUCAGGGAGGAUCUGCACAAGGUGGAUGUGAUGACCUUUUGCCAACGCAAAGCAGCCCUUGGCUAUGACUCGACAUCCAACCGUGGCAGAGAUUCUGCCUUGCUUUGGAAACUCCUUCUCCUUCUUUGCCGACAGAAUGGCUCUAUGGUAGGAUCAGAUAUAGCCGAGCUGCUGAUGCAAGACUGCAAGCACCGGGAAAGAUACAAAAGACAAGACCCAGUGGCGAAUCUAAUCAGCCUGACGGAUGAAGAGUGGCCAGUGCAGGGCUGUGGGACCACAGAUCUUCUCACAGGAGAGGUUGUCUCAGGUGCUGGUACACCACAGCAAAAAGUGGAAAAGUUCACCCAACUCCUCUUCUAUGGCAGAAAGAAAGAAGCUCUGGACUGGGCCAUGAGAAACCAGCUGUGGGGCCAUGCUCUCUUUCUGUCAAGCAAGAUGGACCCAAGGACCUACAGUUUAGUUCUGAAUAGGUUCACUAGCACGCUGGCCGUCAAUGAUCCUCUGCAGACACUUUUCCAGCUCAUGUCUGGGAGGAUACCCCAAGCAUCUCAGUGCUGUGGGGAUGGGAAAUGGGGUGACUGGAGACUCCAUCUGGCUGUUAUCCUCUCCAACCAAGUGGGAGACAAGGAAUUGAAUUCCAGGGCCAUCAUCAGCAUGGGAGAUACACUGGCUGGCAAGGGGUCAAUUGAAGCUGCUCACUGCUGCUAUCUGAUGGCAGAUGUUCCUUUUGGCCACUAUGGAGUUAAAACAGACCGCAUGGUGUUGCUGGGCAGUAGCCAGAGCCAGCAAUUCUCCCACUUUGCAAGGACCGAGUGCAUCCAGAAGACUGAGAUCUUUGAGUACUGCCAGUUGCUGCGGCACUCCCAAGCUUUCAUCCCCUCUUUCCAGGUAUAUAAAUUCAUGUAUGCAUCUCAGCUAGUGGACUAUGGCCUCACUGCCCUGGCCCUACAUUACUGUGAAGCUGUAGGAAUGGCACUCCUUGCCCAGAACCAGAACAAGUACCCUGUCCUGAUAGAACAAGUCAUCAAGCUGGCAGAACGACUAAAACUAUCUGAUCCGAGGCUCCUUGAGAGGCCUGAACAAGAGGUGACUUUGGAACCAGGUUGGCUUGUGGAGCUUCGAAAACUACACCAGCAGUGGGAGGAAGAAGGAGGUCUCCUCAGUUCUACAUCCACACAAUCGGCAUUUCCUGGAAUCAGUGGGCCAAUAUCAGGUUUGGCACCAAAUCAAGGAAGCGUGGCAGAGUUGGAGCACAAUGUGCCUUCUCCCCUAUCACCAGGUGUCUCAGAUCAGUGCCAUGAACCAGGUGUGGACCAGGAACUAUAUCUCCAUCCUAGAUCUGGAUAUCCAAUAAAUACAACAAAUGCCGGUCCAAAGAUACAUGUACCUGGCAGGGGCCAGGACUCUAUUCCAUCACUAGGAGCAACUCCAGAUGAACUCUCCUCAUGUUUACACCAGCCAGCAGGAGGCACUGUGGAAUCCUCUGGACCAUACAAUUUCUCAGAUCAUCAGAAGAACUUUUUGGAGCAUCAUCAGAGGACUGCUCGGAUCCGAUCUCUCUCUGAGAGCUCAACUAUAUCUAUAACUGAGGAUACCCCACAGUCUCCAGAAGAAGGUAUAGGGGAGGGAAUCACAUCAGAGAAGCCACCACUGGAAGAGACAGAGAAAGAUCAAGCCAAGGCAUCUGGCUUUGGCUGGUUCAGCUGGUUCCGAUCCAAGCCAGAUAAGGAUGCAGAACCCUCCAAGAAAGUACCAGCUUCCUUGCUAAACUCUACUGUUCCUGUUUCCCAGGAGAAAGGAGCUCCACCACCUCCCUGUCCUCCCACAGAGGAGACACGCUCUUCAUCCCAUCCUCCUCGUUUUCCUGUUCUACCUCACACAGAUGGAAACCCCUUUUCAAAAGGCUCUCUGGGAACAAGAAACCGACUAAGCUAUAGCAGCCGAGGAGGAACCAUUUCUCCAGAUGCCUGAAAUCAGACUAGCUUUCUCACUUCCCCAAGAAGAGGCCUACUUCACACUUCAUUCCCACUAAGGUCACCGCAUCAGCAGCAACUUGCACUGGAUACCAAGAAUAACAAACUACUCAGUGACAUUGCUCCAUCUCAACAAACCCUCUCAAGACAGACCAGAGGUCACAUCCUUCCUUGAACCUCUCUAUCUACAGCGUAACAACAAAAGUUUGGAAGGAAAAACAGAAGUACCUUUUCGCUACUACUACAACAAAUGACAAAACUAAAUCAGAAAACAGCCACAAACAAAAGACACACCUACAUAGACACACACACAAGCUAUACUAACAAAUGAACAAGAUGACAAUUCUAUGAACCUCACGCUUUCCGUUUUAUGGACAGCUCUCACAAUCCUUUGGGCCAAGCAUGUGCACUAUAACUCCCACAAUCCAGUACCAUUAGCAGUGGUGGGUGGAGCUGAUAGGAGAUGUAAACCAAAUUGAUGCAAAUGGCCAAAGAAUCUCCGAUCUGUUGUUAGAUGUGAUCCUCAAAGAGGUGGCAAAACUUUACCUGGGUAGACUAUUUGUUUAAUGGAUUCCUAUCUUAGUUUUCUUCCCAAAUUAUGACUCUAAGGUGGCUAAAAAAGACAAAUAAAACAAAUACUAUUCAAACAUCAA